AUGCAGGAGGAGGAGCGGCAUGUGCUGUUCGAGUUCGUCGUCAUCCUCAAGGGCGACCCACACGCCAUCCAGAGGUUGCCGGACACCUUCGCCGAUUUCGUCGCCGGCGACGGGUGCCCGGGCUCGCUGCAUCUGCGGGAGGUUGCCUGCGGCUGCUGUCGGUGGAUCCUCGACGUGAUCUACGACGUGCAUGGCAAGAUGUACCUCCACAUCAGUUGGGAGAAGUUCGUGCGCUACCACCGCCUCGAAGCCAACUUCGUGCUCAUGUUCUCCUACCUUGGCGAGAGGGACAUGAGCGUCAAGGUGUUCGACGAGACGCGUUGCCGCCGGCACUACCACGGCGAAACCACCGAGGAGGACGACAAGUGA
Molecule: messenger RNA, 369 nt
Organism: Lolium perenne
Lineage: Eukaryota; Viridiplantae; Streptophyta; Magnoliopsida; Poales; Poaceae
Product: B3 domain-containing protein Os03g0212300-like
Source: RefSeq, a predicted model, not a curated record